AUGUCGAUUGAGCAGCUGGUACUUAAAAGUGGAACGGGAGAUUCUUUCCAAGGAAUUGAGAAAAAAGACCCUAAUGAUGUGGUGAAAUUAGAGGAGUCUAAACUCACACAACUGCUAAAUGCUUCACAGACAAAGGAGCUGCUGCUGCACCUGCAAAGAAUCCAAGAUGAGUCUCUUCAACGACAACAGCAUAUUCCUUUUGAGGGAAACAAUCUUAAUCUUCGAAAAAUUACUGAACCACCUUCACUUCGCAUAAUUCCUCCGCUCAAUUUCUGUCCGGUUGAAAGGCAGCUAUAUAGAUCAGGUCAGCCAUCAAUGAUUAAUCAGUCCUUUUUGAAUCAAUUGAAUCUCAAGACCAUUAUUUGGCUUGCAUCAGAGGAGCCAAAUGACGAAUUUUUGGAUUACUGCGCUGCACAAGAUAUCCAAGUUGAGUUUGUUGCUGGAAUGAGUGAAUAUGCGUAUGAUGAUGAGCCAAUACAAGAUCACAUCACCAAUGCAAAAUUAGAGUCAAACACAAAUGCUGACCCUAACACAAUUGCAGAUGCAAAUGUAAAAGCGACUACCAGUACAGAUACAAGUACAGAUACAAGUACAGAUACAAGUGCAAAUAUAAAUACAAAUACAAAUACAAAUACAAAUACAAGUGCGACCAACGCAGAGGGUGAUGAAAUUGCUGGGACAGGCAUGGCGGAGCCGCCUAUUCCUCAGCGUAGAUUUCAUCAGCGGUUGGUGAGUCUCAACCCGUGGGACUCGUUAAAUGAACAGACCAUAACCAAGGCGUUGGAGCUAGUAGUGGAUAAACGGAAUUACCCGGUGUUGGUAUGUUGUGGUAUGGGGAGACAUCGUACGGGGACAGUUAUUGGAUGUCUUCGUAGGUUACAAGGAUGGAAUCUAGCUAGUGUGAGUGAAGAGUAUAGACGAUUUACUGGUGCGAGGGGCGGAAGGAUCUUGGUUGAAUUGUUGAUUGAAGGGUUUGAUAUUCGAACAGUCAAGAUUGAUCCUGAACUAGCACCAGAUUGGUUGAAAGUGAGGUCGUAA
Messenger RNA from Lodderomyces elongisporus, 1038 nucleotides. It is a transcript of the gene OCA1, whose product is annotated as putative tyrosine protein phosphatase. Bases 1 to 1038 code for a protein of 345 amino acids. The transcript has a single exon. Lineage: Eukaryota; Fungi; Ascomycota; Pichiomycetes; Serinales; Debaryomycetaceae. The record is from RefSeq and is a predicted model, not a curated record. Gene Ontology annotation, molecular function: phosphatase activity.